Beta vulgaris subsp. vulgaris (sugar beet) is the source of this 2217-nucleotide messenger RNA. RefSeq lists its product as uncharacterized. The record is from RefSeq and is a predicted model, not a curated record. NCBI's taxonomy places the organism in Eukaryota, Viridiplantae, Streptophyta, Magnoliopsida, Caryophyllales, Amaranthaceae. The coding region runs from base 1117 to 2217 and encodes 366 amino acids. The transcript has 2 exons.
CUCUCUUGUGUUAAGUUUUUGAGUGAAAUAAAUUUUUGAGGCCUUCAUAUGAGCUUAUAACAUGUGUGCUCUUUUGCAGGCUAUGCAAACACCCUUCAGGAGCUACAUUCAAGAGAUGCUGGCUCUUGUGAAGCGCGAGAGAGAAGAGCGAGAAGCUUUGGGAGCCUUGCCUCUGUACCAGCGAUCGAUUCCUUAAGCAUGUCGGUGCAUGUUGCAGCUGUGGCCGACUUAUGAACUGAACAUCAUAUGAAUUUUUUGAGGUUAAUUUGUUACUUGAGAAGGGCAGUUAAUAUAUUAGUGGGAGAUUUUUCCUUGUCUCUCGCCUUGUGCACAUUUUGUCUUUUGCCGUAGUCAAAAGUUGUUCAUUCAUAAUAAGCAUUGUUUUGGAUGAAGUGAUGCUGAAUAAUAUUUAUAUUAUGUUUCAAAACUUAUCAAUCAUGUUUGUUAAGUUUGUGCUACUUUCCUUGGAUAGGGAACAACAGCACAAGCUUCUCUACAACGACGGCGGACAACUCUUAAUGAUCCUUCUCUUUUCUAGUCUCUACCCUUAACAAUGAGCAAAUCUACAUAAUGUUUCUGAAGCAUGGCUGUUUGCACACAGAAUAUUGAAUCAAAUCUAAGUUGUCAAUUGGAUUAUCAUAAAUUGGAUGUACAUAGAAGAGAUAGACCUACGAAAAACAACAUAAAUAGACAAAUGGCAUAAAAUCACAAAACUACUAUAGAUAUCAAUAAAACUACAUAAAUAUUCAAAGAAAGAUGACCUGAUUUGCAAGCAAAUCCUCCCUCUAUAAAUCGGAAAACAGUAUCUCCUACAUGUAAUGUACUAUCUCCAACCUUUAUUAUUCGUAUUUUUUUGAAUGUUUUCUAUUAGUUUUGUUAGAGUAUGUAAUAUAGUGUGUAUAUUAUCAUCUCUGUAUAUUUGGUAACAGUAGAUUAGUUUCCUUUGUAUUCCCUUAUACGUAGCCUAAAUUAUAGGAAGUUGUUAUGUAUGUUAUUUAAACCCUUUGAGGGUUAAGGAAAUGAUUAUGGGAUAAUCUUCUUUCAUGGUAUCAGCCUUCUCGAUCCUCUUCCGCUCUCUCUCUCUUCUUCUUCUUCUGUACCCCACGUCCGUCCACCAUGGCUAAAGGCUCCUCCUUUCAUCCUGCUUUAGCCGUUUCCAACAUCAAGAAUAAUAUACCCAUCACCCUUGAUCUGGAACGUGUACAAUAUGGGACGUGGGCCGAACUCUUCAAGGUCCACGCACGAUCUCAUCGUGUGUUACAGCACAUUAUCACGCCGGCCGAAUUUACUCCACCAUCUACUGCUGAGGAAAAGGAGUUAUGGGCCACGCUUGAUGCCACCGUGCUACAGUGGAUAUACUCCACGAUUUCCACCGACCUCCUCCACACAAUUAUUGAACCGGAUCUCACUGCCAUGGCCGCCUGGACCCGUCUUCGGGAUAUCUUUCAAGAUAAUAAAAAUUCGCGCGUCGUGGCUCUCGAACAGGAGUUUUCGCAUCUCUCCAUGGCCGAUUUUCCGAAUGCUUCUUCUUACUGUCAACGGUUGAAGGAAUUAUCCGACCAACUUAAACAAGUCGGCACCACCGUAUCGAAUGAUCGACUGGUUCUUCAGUUGGUCUUGGGUUUGACUCCUGCCUAUAAUACAGUGGGCACUUUCAUUCGGCAGACGAGCCCUCUUCCACCUUUUUAUCAGGCUCGGUCGAUGCUUACCUUGGAAGAAUCCGGCCUCGCUAAACAAGCCGCCAGCACUGCCUCUGCCUUGGUGGCUGCGUCCCCUUUGGACGUUGAUGACCCUCCUCAUGAUUCGGUCUCCUCUUCUCCUCUCUAUAAUGGCGGGAAAAAAUCUCAUACUCGUCCCUCCGGCAAGAAAAACGGUGGCCGAAAUGGUGGUCGGGGCCGCGGCGGCGGCGGUGGACGUCACGGUGGUGGGCCGCAUCACCCAGCCGGGUCGUCCGCAUGGGGCCAGCAGUGGCCGAAUUCAUCUCCAGGGGGUCCUUGGCAGUGGGCGUGGCCUUGGACACCCCCUCCCUGCCCGUACCCAGCAGGCCCAGCAUAUUGGGCUCGGCCCAAUCUCAUGUCCCGUCCCCCACAGCAGCCUGGUCCAGGGGUUUUGGGGCCCCGUCCUCAGGCUUAUGCGGCCAGUGGGCCCACUCCCACUCCUACUGAUAUUGAGGCAGCAAUGUUCACCCUUGGACUCAAUCCUCCGGAUCAAAACUAG